Molecule: messenger RNA, 5888 nt
Organism: Thunnus maccoyii (southern bluefin tuna)
Lineage: Eukaryota; Metazoa; Chordata; Actinopteri; Scombriformes; Scombridae
Gene: upf2
Product: UPF2 regulator of nonsense mediated mRNA decay
Exons: 21
Coding region: 72-3935 (1287 amino acids)
Biological process (GO): nuclear-transcribed mRNA catabolic process, nonsense-mediated decay
Cellular component (GO): exon-exon junction complex; cytoplasm
Molecular function (GO): RNA binding; protein binding
Source: RefSeq, a predicted model, not a curated record
UUUCAGUAAGGCAUAAUCUGUGGUACCAACAUGAGAGGGUCCUUCCGUCGUUCACACGGAAACGAACGCUAAUGACCGAUGUUUGUUUUGCUACAAUUAGCAGUAUGCCUGCUGAACGCAAGCGCUCAGUAAACAUGGAUGAGAAAGACGUUUGCUCCUUCAGUAACAAGGAAAAAGAGAAGGACAGAGACGGCGAGAGGAGACCAGCAUCUGCUCGAGAUAAAGCCAAAGAUGAGGCCAAAGUGAGCGGUAAAAAAGACAGUGGCAAGGAGGAAAAGAGAAAGCGCCUAGAGGAGGAGAAGAAGAAGAAAGAGGAAAAGGAGCGAAGGAAGAAAGAGGAGGAGAAACAGAAAGCGGAGGAAGAACAGAAGAAGAAAGAGGAGGAGGUGAAGAGACAGCAGGAGGAGCAGGAGAGGAAGCUUCAAGAGGAGGAGGCUAAAAGACAACGUGAGGAAGAGGCAGCUCUGCUGAAGGAAAAGGAAGAGGGGCAUCAGCUGCACCAGGAGGCCUGGGAGCGCCAUCAUGGCAGGAAGGAACUCCGCAGCAAGAACCAGAACGCCCACGAGGGUCGGCCCGAAGAGGCCUUCUUCAGCCGACUGGACUCCAGCCUUAAAAAGAACACCGCCUUUGUCAAGAAGCUCCGUACGCUUACUGAACAGCAGCGAGACUCGCUCUCCAAUGACUUUUCCUCACUCAACCUCAGCAAGUACAUCGGCGAGGCCGUGAGCUCCGUCGUGGAGGCCAAGCUGAAGAUCUCUGACGUUGGCUGCGCCGUCCAUCUGUGCUCCCUCUUCCACCAGCGGUACGCCGAGUUUGCUCCGUUGCUCUUACAGGCUUGGAAGAAGCACUUUGAAGCGAGGAAGGAAGACAAGGCGCCUAAUGUGAGCAAGCUGCGCACAGACCUGCGCUUCAUUGCCGAGCUCACCAUCGUCGGCCUCUUCACAGACAAAGAGGGCCUUUCGCUCAUUUACGAGCAGCUGAAGAACAUUAUCGGGACCGACCGGGAGACGCACACUCACGUGUCAGUGGUUAUCAGCUUCUGUAAGCACUGUGGUGACGACAUCGCGGGUUUGAUUCCCCGCAAGGUGAAACUGGCCGCUGAGAAGUUUGGUUUGGCCUUCCCUCCGAGCGAGAUCAUCAGCACGGAGAAACAGCAGCCCUUCCAGAACCUGCUGAGGGAGUAUUUCACAUCUCUCACCAAACACCUGAAGAAGGACCACCGAGAGCUGCAGAACAUUGAGAGGCAGAACAGGCGUAUCUUACAUUCCAAAGGGGAGCUGAGUGAGGACAGACACAAGCAGUAUGAGGAGUUUGCUACUUCCUACCAAAAGCUGCUGGCCAACACUCAGUCCCUGGCUGAUCUGCUGGAUGAAAACAUGCCAGACCUGCCUCAGGACAAGACCGUGCAGGAGGAGCACGGCCCUGGCAUCGACAUUUUCACCCCCGGUAAGCCUGGAGAGUACGACCUGGAGGGAGGGAUCUGGGAGGACGAAGACGCUCGAAACUUCUACGAGAACUUGGUGGACCUGAAGGCCUUCGUCCCCGCCAUCCUCUUCAAGGACAACGAGAAGAGCAGCCAGGGCAAAGAUAAGGAUGAAGCCAAAGAUGGCAGAGAAGGGAAGGAGGGAGCCAGCACCACGGAGGAGCUGGAGCUGGAGCUGGAGGCUCUGGACAUCGCAGAUGAACCUCUUGAGAUGGAGGGACCAGAUGAGGUAGAAAACGAAGAACUGGCGAAAAAACUGCUGGAUGAGCAAGAACAAGAGGAUGAGGAGGCCAACACCGGGUCCCACUUGAAGCUGAUCGUAGACGCCUUCAUCCAGCAACUCCCCAACUGUGUCAACAGAGACCUUAUAGACAAGGCUGCCAUGGAUUUCUGCAUGAACAUGAACACCAAAUCCAACAGGAGGAAGCUUGUCCGAGCCCUCUUCACCGUCCCCAGGCAGAGGUUGGAUCUUCUGCCCUUCUACUCUCGCCUGGUGGCGACUCUUCAUCCCUGCAUGUCAGACGUGGCUGAAGACCUCUGCUCCAUGCUGAAGGGAGACUUCAGGUUUCAUAUUCGGAAGAAGGACCAGAUCAACAUCGAAACCAAAAAUAAAACGGUCAGAUUUAUCGGGGAACUGGCCAAGUUCAAGAUGUUCUCGAAAACAGACACACUUCAUUGUCUCAAGAUGCUGCUGUCUGAUUUCACUCAUCACCACAUAGAGAUGGCCUGCACCCUGCUGGAGACCUGUGGCCGCUUCCUCUUCAGAUCCGCUGACUCUCACCUGCGGACCAGCGUCCUGCUGGAGCAAAUGAUGCGUAAAAAGCAGGCACAGCAUCUGGACGCCCGCUACGUGACGAUGGUGGAGAACGCCUACUACUACUGCAACCCGCCGCCCAUGGAGAAGACGGUGAAGAAGAAGAGGCCGCCGCUGCAGGAGUACAUCCGCAAGCUGCUCUACAAAGACCUGUCCAAGGUCACCACCGAGAAGGUGCUCAGGCAGAUGCGUAAGCUUCCCUGGCAGGACCCCGAAGUCAAGAGCUACCUGAUCUGCUGCAUGGUCAACAUCUGGAACGUCAAGUACAACAGCAUCCACUGCGUGGCCAACCUGCUGGCCGGCCUGGUGGCCUACCAGGAGGACGUGGGCAUCCAUGUGGUGGACGGAGUCCUGGAGGACAUCCGCCUGGGCAUGGAGGUCAACCAGCCCAAGUUCAACCAGCGGCGCAUCAGCAGCGCCAAGUUCCUGGGCGAGCUCUACAACUACCGCAUGGUGGAGUCGGCCGUCAUUUUCCGCACCCUCUUCUCCUUCAUCUCCUUCGGGGUCAAUCAGGACGGCAGCCCCAGCCUGUUGGAUCCUCCGGAGCACCUGUUCCGCAUCCGCCUGGUCUGCACCUUACUGGAUACCUGCGGCCAGUACUUUGACCGAGGCUCCAGCAAGAGGAAGCUGGACUGUUUCCUCAUCUAUUUCCAGCGGUACAUCUGGUGGAAAAAGAGCAUCGACGUCUGGACCAAGGACCACCCGUUCCCCAUCGACAUCGACUACAUGAUCAGCGACACUCUGGAGCUGCUCAGGCCCAAGAUGAGACCCAGCUGCUCCCUGGAGGAGGCCACCAAACAGGUCACCGACCUGGAGAAGGAGGUGCUCAUCAAACUAGGUCUGGUCAUGGAGAAGGACGGUCGCUCCAGCGCCAUGAGCGAAGGGGAGGGUCUCGAUGAGGAAGACGACGACGAUGAUGAAGAGGGAGGCGCAGAGACCGAGGAGCAGUCGGGCAACGAGAGCGAAAUGAACGAACAGGAAGAGGAUGAAGGGUCUGAGAACGAAGAAGAGGAGAGGGAGGAAGAGGAAGAAGAGAACACCGACUACCUGACGGACUCCAAUAAAGAAAACGAGACGGACGAGGAGAACAACGAGGUGACGAUCCGCGGCGGUGGACUGAAGCAUGUGGCCUGCGCUGAGGACGAGGACUUCAUUCAGGCUCUGGAUAAGAUGAUGCUGGAGAACCUGCAGCAGCGUAGCGGCGAGGCGGUGAAGGUGCACCAGCUGGACGUGGCCAUUCCUCUGCAGCUGAAGAGUCAGCUGAAGAAAGGAGGAUCGGGACAGCAGUGCAUCGGGGAGGGAGACUCCGACAUCUCUGACACCAUGCAGUUCGUCAUGCUCACACGCAAAGGCAACAAGCAGCAGUAUAAGAUCUUGAACGUGCCGCUGUCGUCCCACCUGGCGGCGAACCACUUUAACCAGCAGCAGGCCGAACAGGAGGAACGCAUGAGGAUGAAGAAACUCACCCUGGACAUCAACGAGAGACAGGAGCAGGAGGACUAUCAGGAGAUGAUGCAGUCCCUGGCUCAGCGCCCGGCCCCGGCCAACACCAACCGGGAGCGCCGGCCUCGCUACCAGCACCCGAAAGGCGCUCCCAACGCCGACCUCAUCUUCAAGACCGGAGGAAGGAGACGCUGAUGGGAGUCUGGCGCUGGGCUGAGCGAGCAAGAGAGAGAAUGAACGAGAGACAAAGAGAGAGAGAGAGAGAGAGUGAGAGAGAGAGAAGAUCGGAGGGGAAACCGGUCUAAACUGGGAACGAGUCCUCCAGACCAGACGCCCACUGAUGCCGGGACAGACCAAACCUCCCCCCCUCCCCCCUCCCCUGACCUGAACACACACACUUACCCUACUGAGGGGCCCGGAGCCCGACGAGGAGAGACACAACCGGGAGCUGGGGGUCAAAGGUCAGGGGUCAGACAGAUGGCUCUCUUUCUUUUUUGUCUGUUGCCUGAGAUGACAAAAAAAAAAAUCAACUGUCUUGACGAGAGAACGAACUACAAAGACGACUAAACACCGACCGGCCGACUGACGGCGAGACGGACAGGAAGGCGGGAUGAACGGAUCUCUUCCCCCCGCCGUCGCACCGAGUCGAGGAAAAAAGUGACUCAUAUUUAGGAGCUAAAAAAAAAAUCUGCGAGUGGACAAAAUUGAACUAGCGAAGGCAUAAUGGAUGUUUUGUUUUUGUAUGUUUGUGUUUUUUGGACGCUGAAAACCGGGAACAGAUCCAGUCCAACUGCACGCCGUCGUCAAGGCAGCUCUGAGACGGAGACGACGGUCGGAGGGGCGGGCGGGACGGCGAGGUUUUAAACACUGGUCGCGUGUUCAUAUCGUAGACUGUUCGCACAACGAUGCAGAGGAAGACGUGACGUUCCGUACACCGAGAGGAAUCAUGUGGUCGAUUUUGAAAAAGCAGCUGAUGGUGUGCGACUCUUGUUCUCGUGGCGUUAUGACGCUGUCGGUUUGUGGGACGUCGCUGCUGUUCUUCUUGCUCAUGGCGCUUUUAAACAGUACGUCACUCAUGUUCCACUGGGACCAUCCACCGCUUUUUAUUUGCGUUUUCAAUUAGUGCGUAAAAAAGUACAAAUAAAGUUUCUACGCUUAGUUGAGGUUACCAAAAAUGAUGGAAACAGACUUUUCUUUGUAAAGGUGUAGCGCUCUGAUCAAUUUUUAUUUAUUACCCGGAUCAUAAAUGUGAGUGCAGAGAACUUCUGGAGAACGGAAACAUCACGUGAUCGAACCUCACGGCUGCGUUCAGCCUUUCUUUAAUGUAAAAGAUGAUCACCAUCCACCUGCUGUCAUCCAUAUUAUCAAUCUGUGUAUAAAGAAACCUGAGUGGAAACACUGGAAAUUCAAAAAAUAGCUGAAAUAUUGCAAAAAAAAGUUUAUAUGCCUGGCUGAGGUGGAAAAGUUGGAGUAUCAACAAAGUGUAAACAGAGUCAGUGAAUAAACAAUAAACUGAAGCCGAAGAGACAAAAACAUCAAGUCUGACUGUAACGUUGCUCAAAUUAAGACAUGAAACAAACAAAUGUCAUAUUUUAUUAUCAUGUUUUCCAUCAUUUGAGCUUUGACUGCUGCUCUUUUAAUGACAUCAUCUCACCUCUUCUUCUUCUUCUUCUUCUGCACCACCAGCUGUUUAUCUCGACGACUGAAUUUCUGAUAUUCAGGCUGUGAAUCUUUUGUAGAUUUUCUUGAAAUUUGCUUUACAUAUGAGUGGAAACUGAGCUAACAUCAUGUAGUGCUUCUCGUUGGGGUGACAAGCAGUUUAUAAGUGAUAUCGUAAUUAUGACCGGAUGGUGCUAAACAGUGGAACAUGAGUGACAGACUGUUGUUGCCACGGUGCUGCAGAACAGCAGCAGCUUCUCAAAAACCAACACACGACACACACACACACGGAAUCAACUGACCUGCAUCUCUGAGCACUGAUGGACACCUGAGUGUAAAUAUUCUUCAUUUUUUUUCCAACUUCUAUCCCGCUAGAUGUUUUAUUUCAAAAUCAGGAGCAUCUAAGAGUUAGUUUUGAAGAUAUUUAGCUUGCUUUGAUUUGGAUUUUGUGUAGUGUAACGUGGUAUCAGCUUUUUUUUUUUUUUUUUU